Molecule: messenger RNA, 663 nt
Organism: Protobothrops mucrosquamatus (brown spotted pit viper)
Lineage: Eukaryota; Metazoa; Chordata; Lepidosauria; Squamata; Viperidae
Product: probable phospholipid-transporting ATPase VB
Exons: 3
Biological process (GO): phospholipid translocation
Cellular component (GO): plasma membrane
Molecular function (GO): ATPase-coupled intramembrane lipid carrier activity; nucleotide binding
Source: RefSeq, a predicted model, not a curated record
AUCUUAAUUCCUAUCUCCCUCUAUAUAUCAAUUGAACUAGUCAAGUUGGGUCAAGUCUUCUUAAUUCAUAAUGAUAUUGACUUGUAUAAUGAAGAGAAAGAUUUGCCCAUACAAUGCCGAGCACUCAAUAUCACUGAAGACCUGGGACAAGUUCAGUAUGUCUUCUCUGACAAAACAGGGACACUGACGGAGAACAAGAUGGUAUUUCGAAGAUGUACAAUUAAUGGGAAGGAAUUUUCACAUCAGGAAAAUGCUAAGCGGCUGGAUUCUUAUAAGGAACUUGAUUCAGAGAAUGAAGACUGGAAAAAACAUUUGAGCCUCCCCUCCAAAGUUGGAGAAACAACCACACUAACACAGAGAAACAAUGCUAGGCCUUUGCAAAGAUGUCAUAGUGCUCGGCCCCAUUUUCAGGGACAUGCAAGAAAGAAAUAUCAGGGUCUGUGGGGAAUAGCUCCAUCGCAGGUGGCAUUUAGCAGCACCCUUGAGAAAGAUGUGACCCCUGACAACAGACUGCUGAUGAAAAUGAAGAACCUCUCAUGCCCACCAGAAGCUUUGAAAUCCUUUACAGCUGGAGGGACCACCUCUUCCAUCACAGACUUCUUUCUUGCUCUGACCCUCUGCAACAUGGUGGUGGUCUCCACAGCAACUGAACCAAGACAAAGG